Molecule: messenger RNA, 462 nt
Organism: Ambispora leptoticha
Lineage: Eukaryota; Fungi; Glomeromycota; Glomeromycetes; Archaeosporales; Ambisporaceae
Source: the annotation of a GenBank genome assembly
AUGAAAUUGUUCUUUAUCGGCACAUCUUUAUAUAUUCUGUAUUUGAUGAAAUUAAAGUUUCGAGCAACUUAUGAUCCAAGUUUCGACACAUUCAGAAUAGAAUUCCUAUUAAUUGGUAGCUUCUUAUUGGGAUUAUUAUUUAAUUAUAAAUUUACAUUUAUUGAGGUCCUAUGGACAUUUUCAAUUUAUCUCGAAUCGGUGGCCAUUCUUCCGCAACUUUUUAUGCUCACACGUACCGGUGAAGCUGAAACAAUUACAACACAUUAUUUAUUUGCAUUGGGUGCAUAUCGUGCUUUGUACAUUUUAAAUUGGAUUUAUCGAUACUUUACCGAUGGUUAUGUUGAUUUUAUCGUGUGGAUUGCUGGUGCUAUACAAACAGCUCUAUAUAGUGAUUUCUUUUACGUGUAUUAUACAAAAGUGUUACAUGGGAAGAAAUUUGAAAUACCUCAGGGUGUUGUAUGA